UUGUGCGAUCGGUAGAAUUUCGUACGUUGUUCUUGUAAGUUGGAAACGAAACACUCCAACAUGGGUAAAAAAAAUUCCAAGCUAAAGCAAGACACAAUCGACAGACUUACCACCGCCACAUACUUUACAGAAAAGGAAAUAAGGCAAUGGCAUAAAGGAUUUUUGAAGGACUGUCCCAACGGUCUUCUAACAGAGCAGGGCUUUAUAAAAAUUUAUAAACAAUUCUUCCCACAAGGAGAUCCUUCCAAAUUUGCCUCUUUAGUGUUUAGAGUAUUCGACGAAAAUAACGACGGUUCUAUCGAGUUCGAAGAAUUUAUUAGAGCACUUUCGGUUACGUCUAGAGGAAAUCUGGACGAAAAAUUACAUUGGGCAUUUCGACUUUAUGACGUGGACAACGACGGUUUUAUAACAAGAGACGAAAUGUACAAUAUUGUGGACGCCAUUUAUCAAAUGGUGGGUCAACAGCCGUCCGAGGAUGAAAAUACUCCGCAGAAACGGGUGGACAAAAUCUUCGAUCAAAUGGAUAAAAACCACGACGACCGGCUAACUCUAGAAGAGUUCCGAGAAGGCAGCAAGGCUGAUCCCAGAAUUGUCCAGGCCUUAACGCUUGGUCCCGAAUAGCAUAAGGAUGCGGGAAUUUUACCCGACACACUCUGACGCAAGCAGGGGACGUUAUUCGAAAUCAAUUUCAAAUACGAAUCCGAUUUUUACAAAAUUCUCUCGUCUUGUUGUUAAGACGGGGCAGUUUUUGGCUGUUUUUACAUGUCGAAUUUUGUCCCUCGUGUCAAAACUACGGCUACGACGCUCAAUUAUAAAUAUUAGGAAGUUGAAUAAAUCGUCUUUAUUAUAGUUCUGUUUUGUUGGGUAGGAUGUAAAAAGACGGUUUUAUUGUGUGACGUUACAAAAUAUACCGACAAUCAUCAGAUUUUUUUGCCGUGCUAUUUUAUUGAAUGACUUUCAACUUCAUAUCAAAACGUUUUUUUUUAGUUGACUUAUUUUCGUAAUAGAACCUCAGCUCUUAUUUAUGUGCACUUUAUUCAAAGUAAAAAAAGUGUCAAAUAAAAAUAAGUAAGCUAAAAAAUAAAUUAAUACAUAUGUCUAUAAACACCACACCGUUACUGGAGGAAAUUUUAUACAUAUUUCCAUGUUAGCAAUAUCCUUUUUACGUCCAGAUUUGGAAUUUUAAAAAGCGUCACUGUUAAAAAUAUUUGCAUAUAAAGUGAAGUUUUAAACUACUGGAUGUUUUUUCACUUAAACUCUACAGUAGCAAUAAAAAAUCCUAUAUAGAUAUAUUAAAAUAUAAAUACUAAUUUAUUGUAUUUAAUAAAAGCUCAAUAAUUGAGAUUCAGAAGUGAAUUUGUUUCGACUGCGUUUUUAUAUCCAGUAAUUUAAAUUUAUCACUGUUUGAAUUACUCUUUACGACACUGCAUGUAUGAUGAACGAUAAAAGUUAUCACAAAUUUGCAAUUCCAUUUUCUCUAUACCUAAACUAUGAUACUUAAUAUGUAGUAAUAGAUUACAUUAAUGGUAGUUUUAAUCUAUUCAUGUACUAUAAUCAUUUAUCGACUAUUUUAAACUAAAGACAAAACACUUUAUGCCGAAAAGUAAAAUCUUAAAAUCUGUAUUUUUAUGAACAAAAAUUUGUUAAAAUGUUUGUGCCUAUUUAUUUUAUAAAGCUUUUGCAAAGUUGUAAAUGUUCAAAAACGAGUUGUACUUUACUUUUUCUGUAUUGUUAUCAAAAAAUCGAAUGGUGAAAAACUGCAAAAAAUUUUGGUAGGUACCUACUCAAUGUUGGUAUGACAAUACCCAUCAAUAAUGAUAAGCAAUUAAUUUCAAAUAACUGUUAAGAUUUUUUUAAAGACAAGAAAUAGUCGUUGUCGAUACGAUUUAUAAAAUUUAAGUAAGUAUUCACUAUUCUUCCUUGUAGCUGUACUUUUAUGUAAACAAACAUUAAGUAAUAUUUACAUAAGUGAUAGUUGGCAGUGUUAGUUGUUAACUAAUUUUAAAAAUUUUUAGCUAUUGCCAUGCACAAAUGUUGAGUUAUUUUAAGUUUCGUUGUUAUUAAUAAAACACAUUGUAGAAUAAAGUGAUUGCGCGUUGUUAAAUUUUUGAUUAUUUGUAAUGAUUUAAUAGCGCGGCCUAACAGUAUGCAUAUAAAUUGUUAUAAGUUUACAUUUUGACUGUAGCGACGCGCUAUUUUUUUUUAUUAACGACCUUCUGUGAUAAUUACAAUCAUUGUAUCGCAAUAAUGAAAAUGCUGUGUCUUGUAUUGCCGUAGGCUGUUCUUGUUGUUUUAGGUAAUUCGUAACAUGAUUGUUUUUUGACACUGUUUGUUGUUGUAAAUUAUAUGAAGCAAAUACAUGACAAAUGUGUACAAAUAUAUGGCAUAAAUUACAAUAAUAAAA
This is a messenger RNA of Tribolium madens (black flour beetle), 2404 nucleotides long. Its product is annotated as frequenin-1. Gene Ontology annotation, molecular function: calcium sensitive guanylate cyclase activator activity; calcium ion binding. The coding region runs from base 61 to 621 and encodes 186 amino acids. The transcript is spliced from 7 exons. Lineage: Eukaryota; Metazoa; Arthropoda; Insecta; Coleoptera; Tenebrionidae. The record is from RefSeq and is a predicted model, not a curated record.